This is a messenger RNA of Spirometra erinaceieuropaei, 31294 nucleotides long. Lineage: Eukaryota; Metazoa; Platyhelminthes; Cestoda; Diphyllobothriidea; Diphyllobothriidae. The record is from the annotation of a GenBank genome assembly.
AUGGCAGCGGACUUUCCGGGUUACGCCUCGCCCCAACUCUCUGAGGAACAUGAGGAGAGUGAACUCCCGAAAAAGAACAAAAACAAAUGCCUAGGGUGUCUCCGAGACAAUGUCUUUACCUUGGCCACUCUCUUAGGGGUUUGCGUGGGUUUUGGUAUCGCUUUUGGUGUCAGAGCCGCCAAGCCGUCCUCCGUAGCCCUCACAUGGGUUGGUAAGUGUUAUCACGUUUCGAAGUUCAUUACGUUGGUGUGUUGGUGUAGCCUUAAAAUUGAUGCGAUAUUCUACAUGAAAAUUAGUUUGUUUUGAAAUGGCUAACUCCACCAGAGGCCAAUAGGAGCAAGUUAGGAUUGUGCUCGUAGAGAGACCCUGGUCGCAGCCAGAACCGAGGCUGUGAUCUACGUAGGAAGUUGCCAGUUUGGUAGUCAAUUUAUAUGAUUUCUUCCCAUUCGCAACUAGGAUCAGAAUACAUUUAUAAUAAAAUUGAAUGAGUAAUCAUAAAUUAUUUCACACACGCGCCAGUCAGAGAUGUCAUCGUAAAGGAUAAUUCCAUGAAACUGCAGGCACAGAAGGUCGUCUGCAGAAAUUUUAUUUUUAUAAAUUUUUCUGAUGAUCUUCGACGUGCCUUGAAACUUAAACAUGUUUACUAAAAAGAAAACACACGACAAUAUUCCUUCUGGUGCUCAUUUGGUAGAAAAUCACAUCUUUUUAAAUUUCUUACUCAGAAAAAGUGGUUAGUUAGGUUUUGCGAAACUAUUCGCUUUAUGAAUACUUUUGAGCUUGAUCUGCCGUCACAUAUGCGUUUAGGCUUUCUAGUCUGCAAGCCGUAGCAUUUCUUGUAAGAAAAAAGCAUAUUCCUGCAUGCUAGCAAUAAGAUACCAUGCAGGGCUUGCAUGCUCUUUGAAAUGAAUGAGGACUAUUCUGCCAAUUCAUGGGGAGUAUCAGUUUACCAACAGAUGCGAUGCUAUUUGAAUAAACAUUACAGGCCCGAAAAAUCUCAUUCUUAGAAACUUUUGCAGAGCCGUAAUAUAACCUUUUUUCAAGUAUAAAAGUUGCACUAAAAGGAAUAUGUUUGGACACGUUCUAAAUAAAUUAUAUUUAUAUGUACUAGGGGUUCGAAAAUCCAUUAAGAAUAUAUGUACCAUAAUUGUAGCCAAUUUUACAGAGUGUGGUUUUUAACAGGCGAAUAAAAUAGAAGUGCAUUUAAAAACCAGCGUCCUAGCGUCCGCGUAAUAUCUUGGUAUUAUACUGCAGGAUGAUCAGUAUUACAGUCCUGUGUGAGAAAUACUUCUAAUCGGAAACACAUUUCAGAGUUUUGGUUAACACUUCAUGAGGUCCGAGAUGGACUGUAAAUCUCCUAUGCUUACGAUUUAGGGUUUUAAACCGGCGCCAUCUUACCAAUGAGCCAUAGGCAUAACCUCUUAUAAAUGCAGGCAGUGAAGGGUUUAGCUCGCUCGUGGAACUAACAUUCCACCUGAGGCGGGAAUAACUGUUUGUCGCGUUCAAUCAGUUUGAAGUUCUCUUAGCCAUAAGUUUGACUGUGAGUCCAUUGGAAAGCCCCAAGUGGGCCAGAACUCUGGUUACGUGAGUGAUAAUGGGACGUCGCGUUUGCUGCCAGAGAAUUAAUUUCAUGUCCUCUUAAAACGCGGCAAACCCACUGGUUGGACUCAUUGACGUCAACUAGGACAUAGUUACUUAGGUGGAGUAUACGACUGUUGAGCGCCAAGCAAAAGCCAAAGUCACUACGUAUUUCGCGCAUGGUGGCUUCCCAAAAGGACAUUUUACAGCCAAUUCCGACGAUCCGGCUCGAAAAAGAUCGCUACUGAAGCAGCUUGUUAAAUUCGAGGGAGAUCAUGGUUAAGUUUUAGGGUCAGUGUUGGGAUACGGGAAUAAGUCCCGCUCCCAACACUGCAUUACGCAGGAGUUCACUUUAUCCGUGACUCACCAAAGUUUAUUUGUUUUCAUUUUCUUUGGAGGUAAUUACGUCUUCUGCAAGGUUAAUUCCAAGAAGAAUAAGUACGCCAUUUCGUGAAAACGAGGCAAUUUAGUGUUUUGCCUAGAACUUUAAUUCAUUAUGUACAGCGAGUGACCGAGCUCAUGAAAUGUUGGCCGAGAUUCCAAAAUGCGCUUUCGACUGUGGCUGUAACACUUAUUACCUUGCGGCUUAAUCGGGCCCACCAGGAUGUCCCCUUUUAAAUGCACUUUUUUGUGACCUGCAGAAACCAAACUCGUUAAAAAAUGACUACUUAUUUAGCAUGUGUUUUUUCACGUUGAUUUUCGAUGAUCCUAUAUAUUUAAAUAUAAUUUAUGGGAAACAUGCACAAACUAUGCUUUCUUUUACUGGGGUGGUAGAAAAUUACGUUGUCUUAUCGUUUUAUACUCAGAAAGAGGAUAUCUUUCGGUUUUAAAAAGUUUUUGUUUAUGAACUUUUUAAGACCGUGCAAUGUCCAUUCAUACAACAUCAUGCCUCUCCGUCUACCAAUGUUCGUCAUGAAGUGUGUGUGACAUAGCCUCCAUCCAUUACAAAAUUUUAUGAACUCUAUGGUGUAGUUUUUUAAAGGCAUAGAGGAAUAUAUGAUUUUAAGCGGAAAACAUGGUUUUAGAAACUGUAGAAACUGCGUCCUAUUUAAAAAGACGGCGAAACGACGGGGGCUUUUCGGAGGCAACCUACCUCGUAUAACUUUAAACAAAACUCAGCUUCGUACGAGACUUCCCUGGAAAAUAAACUCAGUCGGUUCACUUUAAAAGGGUUGCCCCAUUUAAUCUUAGCGUUGAAUAAUCAUGACAAGAUAAGCCGAUAAGGCAGCUAUUUUUUUCUUGAACAGAGUAUCCAUAACUGUCUGAGGGAGAUUUCAUUAGGAAACCGGUCUGCCAUGCCGCCCGAAUUAAAUUGAAAGAGUGUUUUACAUCACCCAAUAUCGCAACCCACUUCUACCGAUUUUUACCACUUGUAAGUAUGUGGUAAUUUGGCUGCGGCGAACACCGCAGAUGAGGUCUAAUUUUAGCGCGACCGAAGCCUCAGAAUAAGCUUUCGAGAUACGAGCGCUGGGUCUGUUGGCCCUAUGACACGCCCCUGCUGGGGCGGGAUAUUUGCAACAAAGUGCUUCGAUUAAAACAUGCGUAAUUUAAGGGCUUCUGGUUUUGCAGUUAACGUAAACAAACAAGAUUGUUUUCUAUAAAAGAUAUUUGAAUUUGAAAGCGCGUCGGGAAUCAACAGAAAGAUGCAUACUAAUUAAGUAGUCACCUUUUGCUGAGUGCCGUUUUUAUAUGCGGUCGUAGAGAAAUGCGCUCAAACGUCGAUAUCCUGGCGUGCCUGGAAUAUCAAACAGUUAUACCGCAAGAUGAUUAGUGUUGACAGAAUUUUAUUACCGACAAAGACCAGGGAGACUGGAGUGGCCUCUUCUGGCAUAUUGGCCGUCGUGAACCUUUCAUACCCAACUCCGAAAUGUGGAACACCCGAGGCUCGAACUCGCGACCUGUUAGUUAGAAGUCCACGCCUCUAACCACUGGGCCGCGAGCCCGUUGCCCUGUCGGUCUCGAUCGGGAAAAUAGAAUGGUAGGGGGCGCUCACCGAUCAUUCUUACGGAACUCACUCGUUCCGUUGUGCCUUACGGGCUCUCUCUUAAGCCCAGCCAGCAGCCGCGCAGCGGCGCAGGAUUAAGGCAGUAUGUUAUUACCGACAAAGAUAAGGCAGACCGGAAUGGCCAGUUCUGGCUUAUUAGUGGUCGUGAGCCAGUCAUACCCAACUCUGAAGUGUGGAACACCUGGGGAUCGAUCUCGCGCCCCUCCACCAUUGUGCAUUCUCGAUCGCAACCGGCAGGACAACGAGCUCGUGGCUCAGUGAUUAAAGGCGGUGGACUUCUAACUAGCAGGUUGCGGGGUCGAGCCCCAGGUGUUCCACACUUCGGGGUGGGGUAUAACCGGCUGACACCUGUUAAUAAACCAGAAAUGGCGAUUCCAGUCUCCCUUGUCUUUGUCGGUAAUAACAUGCUGCCUAUAUCAUGCGCCGCUGUGCGGCUGCUGGUUGGGCUCGAGAGAGAGCCUGUAAGGCACAACUGAACGAGUGAGUUCCGUAAAAAUAGAUCGGUGAGCGCCCCUAAAUAUUACAAAUCCUCUUAAGCAAUUCAUAUUAAUCGAAAACGCAUUUUAAAAUCUAACUGAACAUGUCAUGAGAUCGGUCGCUUUAAGCGGACACUCAGACAGAACUUUUCUUGAGGUCAUUCUUACUGUCAACAACUAACCACGCACCGAACUAACGGGUGAGACAGCGAAGGCACGCUGAUUGAUCGACAGCACCACCAGAGCCCCGAAUCGGUUCGGCUUUGUGGGGGCCGUUCGAUGUGUACCCAAACAGGCGUGUUAAAAUGGGCUGCUGGUCAAUUUUCAAGCUCUCCUUAUCCUGUGUUUACAAUAUGAUUUCAGAAUCUGAAUUUACCUUGAAAUCGUGUGAAUACAAACCCCAAGCCAUGAGUAAGUGCAUGCACGAGAAGAAGUGCGGUAAAAAUGCACGCUAAGGCUAAAAUAUCGCAUAAAUCGCGAGGACUUGGAUAAGGUAGAAAGCCACUUCGGGGUUGAUAGGAAGAACGCAAAGGAGUAACAUACCGAGCGGUCCUCGGCAAAUUUCACAUUUUGGCUUUUUACAAAUUGUUUCAGCAAUGCCAGGGGAUAUCUACCUACGACUUCUUCAGUUGACAAUCCUUCCGCUGAUCGCUUCGAACAUUCUCCUGGGUUUGUUUAUUCUUGUAUUUUUUUACUUCACCCGCAUGCAACAGUUUUUCAUAUAAAUGCCAUUAAACAUCCUAGUGGACAGACCAGACUUGGGAGAUUUAGUGUAAAGUAAAUGUCUCGACAGGCAGAUCACCGUUCAUUAUCAAUUUACAGGAUGGCAAGCGGCAGUAAAAUGAGCUCGUGGUCCAAUGGUUGGGGCGUUGGACUCCUAAACAAUAGAACGCAGAUUCAAGUUUUAAGGUUGCAAAGCCUGGGGUUGAGUACAGCUGACUGGUGAAGGCCUUUGUCCUUCUUGUAGUGUUAUUCUGCUCACUGACCUCGUAACGAGUUCAUCGAAUGCCCCUUUACCAGCAUGUUCCGUAACCUGAUCGGCGAGCGCCCACUGUCAUAAUAUAUAUAUAUAUAUAUAUAUAUAUAUAUAUGGUAGGGGGCGCCCGGGCGUUCCACACUUCGGGGUUGGGUAUGACUGGCUGACGACGGCUAAUAAGCCAGCAAUGGCCAUUCCAGUCUCCCUUGUCUUUGUCAUUAAUGCCAUAUAUGUAUAUAAUGGUAGGGGGCGCUCACCGAUCGUUCAUACGGAACUCACUCGUUCCGUUGUGCCUUAAGGGCUCUCUCUCGAGCCCAACCAGCAGCCGCACAGCGGCGCAUGAUAUAUAGGCAGAAUGGUAUUACCGACAUAUAUAUAUAUAUUAAGCAGCUAACUAAAAGCGCCACAGGCCAGGCGCAGACAGCUGUUUCACGGUCGUUACCAAUCAUCAGUACGUCGUGGGCCUUAUAUAUGCAUAUGUGUAUAAAUUUUGGCACGGAUCUGAUAUCAUAGCUGUUUCCUGUGAAAUGUAAAAACGUGAUUUCUCCAGGCCUCCGGGGUUUAGAUCACCCGCCCCAGAGGUGGCCUGGCGGAUGUCUCAUAUAUUUUGGAAAGCAUUAUUUAAUAAAUAGAUGUGACUAAAAGCAUCGUGCCUCUCGGUCGGAGCCUCGAAACUCGGGUCGUUAGAGCGUCGGUUGUGCGCAAACCUUGAACUCUCUGUCGUGAGUUCAACUCCCACGGAGGCUUACAGUUUUUUCGAAAAUGGGUCAGGUGGGAUUUAUUCAAGUCACUUAAGGCACAAUAUCUCCCACUCCUUUGGCUAAUAUCUACACGGUCGAUGCGACCGAGCAGGUCCUGCGGCGUUAUUCCGCGCGGUUGGUGGCCCUACUGUUGCGGGGCGAAUGCAUGACCUAGUCGCAAGGAAGGAGACACGAUCACUGGAACAAGACUUUUAUUAACCUGACGUUUCGGAUUCUCACUUGAAUCCAUCAUCAGAGACGGAGUCAGGUAAGGGUAGUGGAUUGACCAGGUGCCGCAGCAUUUAUAGGAGCUGCUAGGCCGCUGUAUGCUAUCACAGUUGGCAGCUGCCGAGUGCGUCACAGCUUCACUGACCAGAAUUCGAAGUAUGCAAUUCCUAUGUGCCCGUGUGCCAGUGAAGAUUGUCGACUCUCACGCCCAUCGCAAACAGUCGAGUUGCUUACUGCCGAAUUUCGUUAUCUGUGUGGACUCUUGGGCAAUUUGGCUCGCUGACACUGACACCAGGAACAGUACUCAUCCGCACGCUCUCUUUGCGGCUAACCGCUUUGCCUAGGCAAAGUGUCAGCGACGAAUAUGGAGUGGGGAGGUCAUUACGAUUGUUCAUUAAUUGAGGACCGGAAAAUCAUGACUCGAGCAGUUCACGGCUCACGCAGUUUUUGCCUCUAAUAAGAAUUUAUGCUUCGUCAAACUUGAAUGUGUGGUUGGGUCCCUUGAAUGAGUCGCGACGUGGGAGCUGGCGUCGUUCCUCCUCGCUGCUGCUACUGCGUUCUCGACCAUCUGCUUCCGGUGUAGCCUUCCAGUUUCCGACCCGAAUUAACCUGAAUUAGGCACAUUCAUCUCUUUGGACGGUCGUAUAACGUGCAGUGGAAGAGUAAUAGUUCUCUAAUGAUAGCGAGUUACCUCUCCGCAACACUACUUUCAUAAAAGGUCCUGCCUGGUUAAACCGGUCCCCUCAAUAAAGUGGACAAUAAGAGUGCGUUGUAAUGCAAUCCUCGUGGGUAAUAAAAGUCCUAAUCUCUUCUCUGGACAGGCGUUUAGCAGGUCAGAAUAAACGUACGGUCGCAUAAAGUUCAGUGACAGAGUAAUAGUUCUCUACUGAUAGCGCGUUACGUCCCUCUACAGGGCUUCUGUCAUUAAAGGUGUGGUCGUGUCUCAUUAAAAUCGUGGAAAGUAAAACUCCUAAUCUCUUCUCUGGACAGAGGUCUAGCAGGUUAGAAUGAACGUCUUAGUCACGUUGGCGGUCAUUAAACAAUAAUGUGUCUGACUGUGCCCCGAAGAUCACGACAUGAUUGGUUAACUUGAUUAUUCUCUCGCCAAAAUUGUAAGGCCGGAGCUUUUUGUUCGAACUAUACGGUUAAACUUACAAGGUCGGCACAUAGGCGUUUAUCAGUAGAUUGCGCCCCGGCAGAAGACUUUUUUGCACUUUGACGGCGCAAAUUACUGAUGCUCCUACGUGGGUCAACCGAAACCGAUCGAAGUCUAUUCAGCCAUUGGAGGACCUGUUUUCCGGCAGGCUACCUGCCACUACUCAUAAAUCCCCUAUCGAACAUUUUAGAUGCUUGUUACCUACAUUUAUGGCUGUUUACCGGCUGACCGUCCACGGCUUCUUCAACUUAGCGGAUUUUUGUUGGACAAUCUAACAGGAACUUCAAUUCAACCUCCAUUACCGCUUGAUGCUCCCCGUAUCUUACGAUAACUGCUGACAGAACUGCUGCUUUUAAGUUGUCCGUGCACACGUAGUCAUGGUGACAGAGAACACCGGACGCAGUAUUCCUGAAGCUUGGGUUUUGUUCUACUCAUAAAACUAGCAAUUAAUAAGGGGACAACGACAAAUACAGGGAAGGGCGAUACGGUCGUUUCUGGUUUGUUAGCCGUCGUCAGUUGGCUAUGCCCAACCACAUGUCUGGAUGGCACGGGAUCCGAACUCAGGCUCUUUGGCCACUGGGUACUAGGCAAUCCAGCCAUCUACCAUUGAGUCAAGGAUCUGUUGUCUUCUCGGUUUUGAUCGUGUCUAUUAAUUAUGGCAGAAUGACGCGGAACGAGCACGUCUCGUAACCAGGCCGGUGAGCGCCCAACCAACAUUUUAAAUAGCGCCUCAUACUCUUAGCAGGAGACUAGUAAAUAACUGCAAAUUACUCAUCUAUACCUUCCUGAUACAGUCAUUAAGCUAUUUAGCCUCGAAAAAGCCAGUUUUAAAUCUUAUUAACCACGUACUGACCCACUCCAAAGAGCGCGGUGCUAUAGUAGUACUUUUAUUUUCGUGACUGAUACUUCGAGAUUAAUCUGGUAUUUAAUUCUUCAAAUGGGUUUUUAUCUCCUUGCUUAAUCCAUCUAAAUUCGCUCCCCGUUGCAAUCACAAUAAUUUGGCACAGCAUGAGAUUAUUUGUUUUGUCGCUCGGGAUGAGAACGACGCUGAACGCUGAUUGGCCAUGAAAGUUACCCCCAGUCAAAGCAUCCGCCUCCAAAUUAAACACCAUGGAACGGAAUCCGCAAACACACAGCCAAAAUUAAACUUGUUGAUGCUAGUGCCGCACUGAUGGGUUGCGUCUUAGUCUUCAAAUCCCUGAGUCGGGAUAAUUACGAGGAAAACGGUGGAGGAUACCCCGGCGCUGAAACCAGGUCGGCGAAAAAUAACUACCCACCGAGGGCACCUGCAGUUAAUGUCUGUUAUCGGUAGAGAAGGUGUACGAGGGAACGGCCAGGCUGAAGUAUAAUCACCCAUCCCCUUGAAAUGAAUCCCCUGAUCGCACUGUGGACACGGAAACGCCCAAUACCACUCUAACGCAACUACUACUGAAUAUUGCACCAUCUCUGUUUAAAGUGAAGUCCCAUUAUGUUUCCCGUGGAAAACUACCAGGGUUUUUUUGGGACUUUGGGAGGUACAUUGUCUCCAAAGUAAACAAAGAUGAUGAACAUAUGCAUUCAAGUGUAUCCUUUUCAGUGUAGAUAGCUAAAGGUUGCCUGUGCUACUGCAACCUGAGUAGGCGAAAUUUGAAAAGUAACAUUUCCGACGUCUAUGGCCCAAUACGGACGUUGAGCUGCGUAAGGAUGAAUUUCAAGCAGCAGUUUUUUUAUAUUCUAGUGGAAGCAGCGGGCUGUUUUCUUUGCCUCUACUGCCCACUGCUUGUCCAAAUAACUUGUUCAAAUAGGACUGAAGAUUGAAAAAGAACCCGCGAGUGUCACAUUGAUUGUUCGUCACGAUUGUAGGGGUGACACUGCGGACCGGAGACCGAGGUCUUGUCUGAUCCCUCCCCCAUCCCAAUUUCCAUUAGACGGCUUGCUAGGUGUGCUUUUCGCCAGCGUCGACGAGGCUCUACAACUCUGUGCCAAGCACUUGAAGUACCUUAAAAGUGGCGUUCAUCGAUGCAUCCUGACGGGAGGACCACAGUAGUCCUUCCUUCCACGCCCAUGGAUCUCCAGAUGUAGACUUCACGCGCAGGGGCUGCAUGGUGACUAACAGGGCAUUGUCGGUUGGGUUGACUUAUAGCCAUUUCCUCUUUGUCAAUAGGAGCGAAAAGGCGGGUCCCAGGAAGCAGUCUUGAAGGAGGAGACACCAUCGAUGGGACAAGAGUUUUAUUAGCCUGACGUUUCGGAUUCCUGCUCGAACCCAUCAUCAGAGACAAAAGCAGAUACGGGUGGUCCAUGGCACAGGUGAACACUUUUCCCAACACCAGGGUCGAUGCGUUAGGUGGUCGAGCAAUCAUCGCACCAACAUCCAACGCACGUACUAAAAUUGCAGCAACUAACGGCGCGAAUGUCGGCCAUUAAACAGUCGGCACACUAAGUGCAACGAUCCCUGAUGGAGGGCAGAGCCGUGAAUGUUCAUAGGUAUGCGGUAGCAUGGCGACUGCAUCGUAUAAAUACUGCGGCCCCUUGUGCAUCAACCAGCUUUUGUCUCUGAUGACGGGUUCGAGCAGGAAUCCGAAACGUCAGGCUAAUAAAGCUCUUGUCCCAGCGAUCGUGUCUCCGUCUUCCUUCCCUCUUUCCUAAAAUAGUGCUCCAGACCACUUAUGAUAAUGGCUGAUUCACCGACUUAAUUGUGGUAUCUAUCGCCCAGUCGUCCCACCUUCCUUCACGCUAAAUAAACUUUAACUAGGAGUAUAGAAAAAGUGCAUUAGACUUCCCUUAAGAGGCGAGACCACUUCCCUCUACCAGUAGUAAGGUAAUGGGGUUGGGUUCAACAAUCUCUCUUUGAAGUUUCCAUUUAUCCGUGCUUCUGUCCCACUCAUAUACGGCAGUAGUUGAGGACUCAUACAAACUUAACGCACCUAGACUAAUGCGUGACAGAGGCCAAUAAUGUUCUCUGGUGGACUAAACGUUCCAAAUUACUUUCUGGGUGAGGCCGUAGCUAUAAUUCAAUCCAAUCCAACAAGUGUUGCUACCUCAAACGCACACGGACCAUCCCAAACCGACCAUGCUACAACUCCGGAAGGACACCUGGCAGCUAAAUUCGAGUAGGUUUUCCGUCCAGUAUUUUCAAGUCAAAUGCUCUACUACUCGCUAUAUGAACUCAGGUCCCGUUAGUUGACUGUAAGUUGUAUUGCAACGACCGUAGAUGGAUCUAUACAGGCAGUUUUGGUAACUGAAGCACCAUGAGAAACCACAUGGGGGUGUCGGAGUUGGAGGGGAGGGGAAAGAGGGCUGGUUAUAUUUCAAUCUUGCCAACGCAACGGCUUGUUAUAAGGCGGAACGAGUCUCUACCAUUUUAGGCCUAUUGACCUGCAGCAUGGGAUGGAGGGGAAGUGCGCAUCAAUCUUCUGCAUGACGGGAUAAGGCCAAGUUUUUUGCGAUCAGCGAAGGGUAUAAACUGUGUGCAGAAAGACGUCAUGUGCCCCGCAAAGUGAAUGCAAAACCGGUGGCCUGCGAAUGUAGGACCUUAUAAAGAGGCGGGCUUGCACAGUGCCUGCUGCACUCGCUCCUCUUCCGCCCACUUUGCACCGAUUGCAAGACAGUGUCGUAACAACGACAGUUUUGGUGGCUGACAAAAAAUGAACAGCUCCUCUAUGCAUGCCACACACACACGGAUUGGUCCUCAAGGACAGCUUGGAUCUCAAACACGUGGUAGCGCCCCGUCAUUGAGCCUGAUUCUCAGUGCAGUGCACGUGAAGGACGUUAUAUGCCAGAGCCACACAAACGUGGAUGCAGUGAACCGACAUAGACGACGGCGCAGUUCAGAUAAGCGUGAGAGAGUGCUUUCAGAUGCGAUUUUUGGAGGUCGCCAUAAUUAGAACUAGGACGCUGAAGUCUGGUUGACAGUGGCACGAUAACUGGGGUUUGUGACUAAAAUAUGAAGGUGGGAAGGAAUAAAAAACUUGGGAAGAACGGCUUAUUGAAGGCCUACGAAGAUGUUGGAGGUACGCGAACGUGAUGAAAUCAUCCGUAAACUAGAAAAGAGUUCACAUAACACGCGAAAGGGUUUUACCAGUCAAGCCAUCGCAUCCAUAGCAAGUGUAUGCCAUGGCACACUUUCGCGAGGCUUUUAAAUCCUCUGGUUCACCGUGUGCGCCGCAGUCGGUGGAACACGACUGCAACAAAAGCACCUCGAUUCUCUUGGGCAGAUGUUCCUUUCAUCGGAAGUCAGCGGGGAUUUUGUCCGCCUUCCUCACAAGGACGAAGAAAGUCAGUCUUACUUCGUAAUUUUUGCAACACAACGGCCAUAUACUGAACUUCGGUUAACUGACGGAAAUUCUGGAAGGGGCGACAAUUUCAAACUUUUGGAUUCUUAUAUGGUUUUGGCAGAUUUCAAAUAAUUUAUAUUAACCCAACUGUGAAAAACUCGGCGCCUCGGUGGGAUUCGAACCCAUUCAGUAAGGGGAAGGCUUUAGUACGGCCAAGGUUCUAACCACUUGAGCUACGAGGCCCGCCGGACGACGCGAGAUUAAUCACAUUCGGGUCAAGUUUACCCGCCCAACCUACUGCAACGUCUGGAAUCCACCAAAUCUGAUACAGUAAGCUGACUACCCAAGCAGGAUUUCCUAAGUAAUUCCCCUAGAAUCCACCAGACGACUACCAGGCUCACGUAAUUCUUAGAUUUUUUGGCAGAUUUGGAUUAAUUCAUACUGACCCUUUAGGAUUCUACUGAAGGGCGUUAGACAGGUUGGUAAUUUUGACUUUAUGGUUUAGGAAACUGAUUGUUAGUCGAUUCAGCCCGGUUGCCAACUCGAUGUCGGUAAGACCCGCGAAUUUUCGGAAAGAGCAAUAGGACCUUAUUACUGGACACCACUGCGUUUUCCGCACUGCCUGCGAAACCUAGGACACACCAGCUGGCGUGCUUUUUAAGCGUUCACAAAAGCGCUAAUUCGGGUCUACGGAUACCCAUUAUGUAAGCUAAGCUACUGAAAACGUUAUAUGACACGCGUUCGCCUCAAAUACAUUGGAGGCUCAAAUUAGCCCUAGGUCCUAUCUGUUCCUGGAAAUACGUGAGUUUGGAAAGCAUAAUCGUUUGUGGCUGCGUCCAGAAACUCAUUUUACUGAACGGUAAAGUAUGAUCAGGCGUCAAGUAGAAAUCCUAAAGAAGUGUUUAUUUUUUUUUUAAUCAAACGUUAAACCGACUCUUUUGACCCUUUUAGUGAUUGCUGCUCUGGAUCCGAAGAAAAAUGGACGGAUCAGCAUUAUUGGGGUGUCCUAUGUGGUCCUGAUAAAUCUUCUGGGCGCAGUCAUCGGCACAGUCUGUGCCUCAAUUAUCAAACCAGGUACGUUUCUGUCGUGAUAUUGUCAAUGAGAUGAUGCACUGCAGCGUGUGUGAGUUGACGGUUGAAAGUGGCUCUCGGCUAAUUAAAAGGGUGUGCAGGGGGCUAGCUGGUGUUAGUGGGACGUCUGUGCGCUACCGUCACCAGGUUAAAUCUUAUGUUGACAGGAGAGAGACAGGAGGCACCAGAAUGUGGGGCUUAUUGUGCACAGAACCCGGAGUUGUCCUCCCAGGCGACAGUGGCCACAGGCGAAGCCUGGCUAGUCAUGCCUGAGAGCCCUUGGGACGGUGGUGGCAGCCGCUUUUGUAGGCUCGUGGGCCAAGCUUAAGUGGUGUCCAGUCGGUGUGUGUUGCAGUUGCCGGGGCGGUGGUGUCCCAGUGGCUUGUUUUGCUGGUUGCAGGGGGUGGCGCGUUCAAGUGGCCGCAUGGGUAGUCGCGACGCUGUGUGGACGCAAUUGUGUCCGAGGUGAAGUCGGUCGAGUGGCGUCAGGUCAGCUCGUCUGAGACAGUUCGCUGCAAGGGGUGAAUGACCUUGAGGCAGCGAGGUCGUGAACACUGACACCAGACCGGUCAUGUUGGCUGCCCGCUACAGGUGUAGUCUGACAAGGAAUUGGUGUACAUGAUGCAACACAUGUAAAAAAGUACAAACUAAUGGUAAACCGACCGCCCGAUGGGGGCCAGAAGGCGGCUUCCAGGAGGCAAUUUAGAAGAGAAAUACUCGACAGUCUGAGCGGGCAUCUCAUCAGAGGCAACAGGAGAUAUGAGUAGGGGAAGCUCAAGGGUUUGUUGUAUGCAUGGGAGGUGGUCACUAUGUCGUCAAGCAUUUACUAAAUUAAACAGAAACCGCAUAUAUCGAUGGUUGUUAUGGUGAGAGGAGUAACGCCUCAACUAUUCACACCGUAGUUGGUGACUGUCACCAUUUCAGUAGCAGUAAUAAUUGUUAGUGUACUAUUUAAUCGGCAAUUUGACUCGCCGAUGCUGUCAAUGGAGGUAGUGUUAGUUCUCAUGCUUCCUGCUUUACUGUGUACUUUGUUCGUGAGAAGUCUCAGGGCUGAGUAUUAAGGGGAGAUAGAGCUGCGCUUGUUAACUGACUGCGAGUCGGAGACUUGGAAUGCAAGCAACUGACAACUCACGCGACUGUUACGCCUCUCGUACAAUUUGAGCGUGUGGCUAGGUCACGUCAAAUGAAACGCGCCACGAGAGCUGGCCCCACCCCUCGCUGUUGCUGCGUGCUCGGUCAUUCGCGUCCUCUCGUGCUCUCUGAUUCAAGUUGUCUUCGAACGAGACAAGGUGUCCGUCGGCCUCAUUAUUUGGUCCCUGAUGGUGGCAUUCGGUCCUUUUUAUUAAACCUCAGCCCCGAGUGACGUGAGAAGGCGGUUGACGGCUUCUGAGACGUUCCGGACGUACGGAGCGCUUGCAAAAAUAUGACUGCGAUGAAAUUUGACCUCCUUGUGUCUUCUGCACUUGCACCAGUAAGCAUUCGUCCUGAUCAUCCGUUGAAAGUGUUGUGAUUUUGAAACCGUGUCGUCUGAUUUACUGCAGCGCGUUCCAACGCACCGAUACUGUUCUUACGUAACUGCGUUUGUGGUUGAAGCUCAGACCUCGCGUGGUAUUUGUUUCUUUCCUAAACUUUGGUUUCUAUGCGAUCACAAUAUUUGCAGCAGAAGUGGACACAAAGGAGUAACUUCUGGUUGCGACCGCCCAUCCCCACCGGGAAAUAUAUGUAUGGGAAGUCCGUGUUAAGAUGGUUGUUGAUCCCGCUCGAUGAUUCCAAAACCACUGCCUACAGAUCGAGCCCUAAAUUUUCGUGUGCGGUGCUGAAAGACUGGUCAGUCCAACUGCCUUGAAAGCGCAUUGAUCACGAAUGCACAAAUCGGCGAACCAGUUGAUGUGUCUUUCAUCUGCUCGUUAAUUGUCUCGGCAAACGUGAAGUAGGCCUUGCGGUAGAACUUUAGCACUUGCAAGAUUCAAGCAGAUCCUGGGGAAUUGAAGUAGACACGGACGUGAUGCCAAUAGAAGCGAAGAGACGAGUCCCAGGAAUUAGUCUUGAAGAAGGAGACACGAUCGCUGGGACAAGAGCUUUAUUAGCCUGACGUUUCGGAUUCCUGCUCGAACGCAUCAUCAGAGAAAAAAGCAGAUACGGACAUGAUGCCAGAAGAUGCCAUGACUUCCUAUAGCAGGAAACUUGCCCCUUUAAGUGUCUCCGAUACCGCCCCGGAUGAAGUGACCAGGGUGUUCAGCUCACCAGCCAGAAGUCGAGACGCCGGAACGCCAACUUUACCCGCCGGUAAUUUGUAGUGCUUUCUAUGGACAUGAGAAGACAGAUGGGACUGGCCUCGUCGUACAUUUUAGAGGCCAUCAAAUUGGGUCAUGGCCGUCGCAUGGGCUCUUGACAUGUGCGACGCUCGAUCAGAAAUGUUGGACCCGCCUUCUGCAUAAAUUUUGCGUGUCACUCUUUUUCUUAAAUUGGGAGCAAUGGCUGCCUAACGUCUAAUCUGUAGCGUGAGGCCAUCAUGACCGGUCUGGCGUCAUUGUUCAAGACCUCGCUGCCUCAAGGUCAUCCACCCUUUUGCAGUGAGCCGUUCUAGGCGCGCUGACCUGAAGCCACACGACCGACAGCUCGGGCAUAUCUGCGUCCACACGGCCGCAGCUGCCCAUGAGACCGCUUGAACGCACCUUCCUCCCCCCCCCCUCCCAGCAACCACAACCUAAGCCACUGGGACACCACCCCUCAGCUACUGCAACGCAUACUGACUGGCCACCGCUUGAGCUUGGCCCACGAGCCUGCAAAAGCGGCUGCCACCACUAUUUCAGGGGCUCUCAGGCAUGACUGGAUGCAGUCAACAACAGCCCUGGCUUCGCCAGUGGCCACUGCCGCCUGAGAGGACAACUCCCGGUUCUGUGUACAAUAAACCCCUCAUUCUGGUGCUUUUUGUCUCCCUACAACUUGGGAUCUGACCCGACGACGGUAGCGCACAGACAGGGACACACUCACGCCGCCUAGUCACAAAUCUUUACUUCCGGGUCGUAUUAGCCGUUAGGAGUGGUAUCUGAUUUUCGUUUGUAUAUUCUGCACUGACGCAGAUUAUAGCUUCUAAUCCCUUUUUGUUUAAUUUAAUUUUAGGGAGUGCUUGAAAGUUCUGACGUGUUCUUAUUUUCUAGGAAGCAGACAACUGAUUACUCCGCCCUCAUCAUCUGGAAAUAAUGCCCUAACAGGGACCGGUCUCACAGCCUCGGAUGUUUUUCGUGACAUGUUUUAGUAAGUUGCCAUUUGCUUUGUUGGUUGAGGUUGUAACCUACGAAAUAGUACUUGGAGCCGACUCGAAUCGGCAACGGUGGUGUGUAUGACCCCAACUAACUUGAGGUAGCCAGUGGACCGUGUCAUACGGAAAUUGUAGUAGAGGGGGAUUUACGGGUGGGGCAAAACCUAGGAGAGAGAGCAGACGGGAUACAAUAAAACACAGAAAAUAAUUACAUUCCCGUCGAAAGUCUUAUUUUACGCCGUCUUGUGACAACGAAGGUGAGCGCGAUAAGUAAAAAUGAGCAAAAUGCAGUUUUCAAAAGUAAACGGAAUUUGAGUUUAACGCCAAUGCUAAGUUUUCAUUUGGUCAAGAAUUCAAGGUAACGGUCAAGUUUAGAACCGCAUGUAGGUGUCGUAUGCAAAACGGUUCACAGGCUACCUCAAGUCAAUUGGAGUCCUACACCCUACCGUUGUCCUCAAAUCUAGUGCAACAUGCCAAAAGUAGCAUAUUUCCUGGACAGGAAUACUGGCAAAUACGGGAGAGGGAGUAGGAUGGCUAUUUUUGACUCACUAACUGCCGCCAGCCAGCCAGAAGUAGUGUGUUUUCAGGAGAAAAGUGUCGACAAGGACAACAGAGAGAGGGGCUAGGAUGGCACCUUCUGAUUUACAAAUCGUCAUCAGCCAACCCCACCUAACUCCAGACCUGAAUGAGCUGGGAUUCGAACCCAGGUCAUCGUAAAUUGAGCAGUCCAAUGCUCUACUACUGAGCCACGGAUCAGUUGCCUUGUCGCUUGGGAUCAGGAAUAGCAACCACGAUGGCAGGGCGUUCACCGUUACUCCUCUCCUGCUAAUAUUAUUGGUCACUAUUUGACUCCCUGCGAAAGCACCUGAUUGGCCCCUAAGGCACAUCGGGUUGUGCAUUAAGGCACGCGUAGAGGAGAUCAAACUCCACCGCAGGCAAAAUUUUUACAAGCGCUUUGUCCGUCCAAAAAACAGAAAAAUACACCUGUUCGCCAAAUUUUUAUCGUUUUAAAUGUUUAAAGUGGCCUUUGCGGAACUUUGUGGUUGUUUUGAGGAGAAAAAAGUGAAAAGGGAGCCCUGCAUGUCUGGUGGCAGUGUGUAAAGAGUGCAUUUCACUUUCAAUGCACUUGAUCGCGGCAGUACUUUGGCGGGUUGGUCUCCUAGUACUCCUUUGGCACCAAACGGACUGUCCAUGUGGUUUCAUAGUCGGACCGUGAGUGAAGGUGAAGCCUUUAAAGGGCUCGUUAGGGCAUGUUCUUACGCAGCCGUUCAAGUGGCAACAUACUAACGUUGUUCUCGCCCUUUCUUUUAGCAACCUCUUCCCCGACAACAUUGUUGGAGUGACUAUAUUUCAGGUAACACCAACUUUUAUAUUGUGCGUUCAAACAUUUAACCCACGUUUGUAACUAGAUUUAUGUUGCAAAUUGACCUAAGAAGGACCAAAAAUGAUUCCGAUGUUGAAAAGAAACAGUCCAUUUUUGAAAACCGCAUGGAAGGGGUAGUCAUCUACCUGUUCUGAUUGCGCAGUGAAAUACGUCGAUCUUGUUUCAGUGUAGUAAGAAACACUUCCUGGGACUCGCAUUUUCGCUCUGCUCGGUGGUAUUCGUUUGUCUUGUAGCAAACAUUUUACAGUUCGCACAAACGGAGUGUCCGAUUUAAGCCUCCACGAACAAUUUACUGGGGUUUAAAUUCUGAGGUUUGUAGGCCUGAGGUCGGUUUAUAGAUGACUGAAUCCGGUUAGACGCACGUAUUUUACUCCAGUUCUCAUGUGAGUCGAAGACGUUAAGGAGGUCUACGAUGAGGUCAUAAUGAUCUGGUUUGCAUAAGGAGCCGGCCCACCCAUUUACCCAUUCAUGGAUCUUCAACGUUUAUUUCUGUAAUUCCUGACCUCUAAGACCUGUUGAGCCGCACUUGCAGGUGGCGUUUUAAUGAAACGGUUAAUGGUUCACGCGAAAAUAAUCUUUUUAAAUUUUAGUUUCGAACUGAAGUGGUCAACGUUACGACAAUGGAAAAAACAACUGUUUCAAACAAACCCGGGACCAAUAUGAUUGGUAGGUUUUCUAAGUCAUCCUAGUAAGCAGUAUUUUGCUGCCAUUGGCGAGUUCUUGUUUAGGGGGGUACAGAAAAAUAACUGCGGGUUUUUAUGUUUAAGGUGUUGCGUUUGGUGAAAUACUCAAGGCCCUUCACAAUUGCUGUUUGGGUAGCAGAUAUCGGGGUGGAUUUUAGAUGCCCGGUGACCUUUUGGCUGACUGCCAGACGACUCCGUUAUUGAUGGAAAGCGGAACGCGGUCAACGAAGGUCAUUUCGUUGAGGGAAUUAUCAGCCAUAGAACACCAGAGAGAGGGUUCCAUCGUAGCAAUAUGACUGAGGUCCGGCAAACCGAGUAACCUGGAGAGUGACUCCUAGUUUCCUAAUGGUACCAGCACCCUUCGACCAUGGAAUACCAAGAAGUAUAGGACCGACUUAUGUUGACGUCUAAGUAGAACAGGAGAACAGGAGCCAACUGCAAUACGGGUGGCUUCGAGCCAACUUCCAGUAAAAUUAAAGUUGGAGUUAAGGUUAGGGCUAACGUUUAGUUAGCGGUAGGGGUUAGCGUCAGCUGCAGUUUUAUAGUAGGGUAAGGGUCAAGGCUAGGGUUAGGGCUUAGGGAAACUAAUUCUCAACCACUAAAAGUACAACUGCACAUUCCCAAUAGAUUUUCUUUUGCAUACAAUUACUUGGCCUCGUCGCCUGUGCGUUCCCCGGCCCCACCUGUAAAAACACCUAUUACCAUCAGUCCCGUAUUACAGGUGGCUGGAGUUUUUUACCCCAGGUGCGGCUACAUAACCACAUCUGACCUAAUGCGACACCAUAUUCAUAGAAUUUAGCAGUAUUCGUGACUCGUGCCAUUUUAUGUCCUCUUAGGUCGCGUGAUCUUUUGCCAUACUGUCGUUGUAAAGCGAACAGCAUCUUUUUUGGGUUUGAGAAAGCACGAAAUCGCCUAAAGGCCCAUUGAUGUAGUUGAGCUAUGAGCAGUCUUCCGUCUGACUCUGCCCUCUGCCAAUUUUGCACAAGCCUGUACUAAUCGGCUUGGCUUCGCAUGACUUAGAGUUCAGUAAAGUAACUUGCUUAAAUAAACAAAGUGGAUGUACGAUAGGGAUGUUUUAAGAUCCGAUCUAAGAGAUGUGCUGAUCCGCCUACCUUGGUUUGGUCUUAGCGGCGGACGUCCUGGCUUUUUGCUGACUUUUGCAUCUGCCUGUAAAAAGUAUUGGUGUCGCAAACUGCGUCACCGGCCCAUGACCUCUGGAGAGCCAAUCAGAUGUCAGACUGAGCAAUGUGGCACUAGCUGACCUUGAGAAGGCAGCAGGUGACGAUUGGGUAAGCGUCAGUGCGCGUGAUACGGUAAAUGUCGGGGGUGGGGGUGAGGGAGUGGUGAAUUUGACGUAUGUACGUGUACUUAGGAAAAAUAUUUACCGGGAAAUUCGGUAGGCGACGUAAAAGAUUUGAGCUUUCACCUCUGAGUGCAGUUGGAAUACUUGAUUUAACCACUUUUUUCUUCUUAUUCAAGGUGUACUGUUUGUGUCGAUUGUAUUUGGCGCAGCGGCUCGCGCCAGCAAGGAGAAGGGGCAACCCUUUCUGGACUUCUUCGCAUCCCUGUCUGAAGUUGUGACAAAGAUUAUGCGGGCUUUUCUCAAGUAAGUACCCUCCCCCCCCAAGUUGUUUCUGAAAAGAAAAUGGCCUAGCCCUGAACCCCAUCUCAGUCCCGAUGCGGCAUUCUCAACUGAAUGCUGCAAUUACUCUUGCUGCAUCUAACCAAAGUCUGAGAUAUCCCAUAUUGAUGACAAGGAAUAUAUAAUCCACACACGUACACACGAGGAUGGAGAUAAACUUUGCCUUCUACUUGAAAAAACAUCGACCACUGACUGCGCUAUAUUUGAGGGGUGCUCACCGAUCGCAACUGACUGGACAACGAGCCCGUGGCUCAAUGGUUGGGGCGUUGGAUUUCUAAUUAGGAGGUCAGGAGUCCAGGUCUCAGGGAUUGCCCGCCUGGGUCGGGUAUGAUUGGCUGAUGACGGCUAACAAAGCAGAAAUGGACAUUCCAAUCUCCCUUGCCCUUGCCAGUAAUGUCAUUCUGCCAGCGAGGAUUGUCUUUGAAGACGCAGGCGUGUUGAUGCGACCUUGCCUGGAGUCCAAAGUUAGCCCGCUUUAAUGACUGCUACCACAGGUCAAGCUCAGUGUAAAAGAAGGACAGGCACCAAUAAAAAGGCUUUAUUUUAUGUCGGAGCCUUAAAAUACCGACUCGGUAACACGCGUUUUGCAGGCGGGUCGAACGGGUGCGAGUGUCUAGGUGGGUUGGCGCAGUGGCUCCCACAACGGGCUGGGCUGGGUACGACUGCCUCACGGCACGCGUUUAUCGAGCUACGCUCAGUCUGCAAGAACCCCUAACUACUGUUAUACAUGAAUUUGGUGGUGCGCCCAAGACGUUGGCCUUCACCCUGCGUCAGCUACUGCCUCCAACCCCCUUACUGUUUGGUUGACAUCCCCAGACAGUCAACUGUUGCAUGAGAUAGGGGGAAGGGGUAACCAGAGCGACGCUGGGGAGUCCAUCCCCGCGUCACUCCAGCGCAUUCCUAGCGCGCGUUAAUCUACCUCGAUACGCUAAGAGUCUUUCCUCGAAUGGUUGUCAUCUGACAGACGACCAAGAAUAAAAUCUCAACAUCUCCUUCUUCAUGUGACCUUGGCAAGAUCCUAUUUCGUAGCCGUACCUGUUAGGGGUUAGGGUUAGAGGUUUAGGGGUGGAGUAAGGGUUAGGGUUAGGGAUUAGGGGUCAGGCUGGGGCUUGUCUACUACAGUUACGGUUAAGAAAUAAGACCCCACAGUGACCUUUUUGGCACUCUCGUGCAUGGAAAAUGCGAGCUGACCUGGCAGAGAGCCGGUACAUAGAGUGACUGACCGAUAUCAUAAAAUGUUGGCUGAAAUUCUGAAAUGUUUCCUCAAUUAGGAGGGAUUACUUAGGCGCGGUUGUAAUACUGAUAGUCCCACGCAUAUUCCUAUAAUAUUUCGGACUUAGCAGGAUGUCAGCUUUUGAAUGUACUGCUUUCAAUCUGCUGUAGAAAGCGCACUCAGGAAAAGUGACUACUUAAGUAGCACGCAUUUUCCCCAUUGAUUUUUGAUGGCCUUGCAAAUCAAAAUAUAUUUUAUAGAAAACACAAGCAAAACUAUGCUUAUUUCAGUUGUUCGAUAGAGAAUAACGUCAUCGUUAUACGCGAAGAAGGAGUGUAAUCAGGUUUUUAAAAAGUUUUCUAAUUGCCGAAUAAUUUGGAGCCUGACCGGUCAUCGCUCUAGCGCUAAGCGAUUUAAGUCUGUGAGGUGCAUAUGUUCCGCGUAAAGAAAAUCACAUUGUUCUACGUCUUUAAGAAGAUAUCAAACAGAAUGCAUAAAAUUCCGCAAUGGAUACGGACAGUGUUGCACACUUCAUGAGCAGCAGUGGUAAAAACACAGGUACGAUGUGUUAUGAGUGGACAUUUUACGAUCUUAAAAAUCUCAUAAUAAGUAAACUUUUUUAAAACCUGAUUAUACUCCUUCUUCGCGUAUAAAGAUGACGUUAUUCUCUAUCGAACAACUGAAAUAAGCAUAUUUUUGCUUGUGUUUUCUAUAAAAUAUAUUUUGAUUUGCAAGGCCAUCAAAAAUCAAUGGGAAAAAUGUGUUCUACUUAAGUAGUCACUUUUCCUGAGUGCGCUUUCUACAGCAGAUUGAAAGCAGUGCAUUCAAAAGCCGACAUCCUGCCAAGUCCGAAAUAUUAUAGGAAUAUGCGUGGGACUAUCAGUAUUACAACCGCGCCUAAGUAAUCCCUCCUACUUGAGGACGCAUUUCAGAAGUUCAGCCAACAUUUCAUGAAAUCGGUCACUUCCUGUAGCAUUAGAUGCGGUGCAUGUCUUUUGAACCUAUAUCGUGGGACACUGGGUGAAUGUCGUCGCUUACGACGGUCGAGCGGUCGUCGCACUGUCCGUCUACUUUUCGAUUAGCUAGCCACGCGUGCAUGUCUGUGAUUGGUCAAGUGGAAAAUUAAAGAAGUAUAGGUGCCCUAGUUUGUGAAAGUGCGUUCGCCCCAUGACGCCGAGCGUCCAAGUUGGACGCGCCAGGCGGAGAGUGAGUCGCAAUUCCUUGGCGCUGGACUGCGUCUCGAGUGUGGCCAUGCUGGAUCAGACGGAUCGAUCAUGUACGUAACUCAGCAACGAAACGUCCGGAACACGUGUCAUGCAGUCAGGUCGGUAACUUUAGUCAUUCGACAAAAAAAACAAAAUCAUUUCCAAAAUUGAACCACAGGAAAAAGGUUAGGUGGAGGCGGUCCCGUUAGACAACUUCCCCAGUAGGGCGCAUUCCAAGCCAAAAAGUACAACACCAGCUCAAGUGUGUAGGUCAAAUGUCCCAGAUCGGUGCCACCGGGGAACAGAUCCCAAGGCGUAUCAGCUCAUGUGCAGGGGGCAAUACUGAUUGAUGGACUUCAUCGUUCGCGCGGGAAUACUGACACGGGCAGGCCGUUUACGGAGGACGUUCUUCAGCGUACCCCCCAGCGUACCAUUAAUCCCCACCCUCCCCACUGAGCACAUUCCAUCCGACCGUUUCAACAGAAAUUGGCUGAGAAUGAAGCGGUUACGAUGUCUUGAUAUGCAGGUCGCAUCCUGAUUUCUCAGGACUCUAAUGGCCGCCUUAGUGUGCUCAAUCGGCUAUUAGUGGAGCGCUAAAGUUGUAUCUGAGGUACAGAAGUUCGAGUAAACAGUAAUCUUGGCCCUUUUUCGAUCAACUCCAGCGAUUAUCAUUUUCAUAAAGAAGGACACACGAUCUCUGAGACAAGAGCUUUAUUAGCCUGACGUUUCGGAUUCCUGCUCGAACCCAUCAUCAGAGACAAAAGUAGAUACGGGUGGUUCAUGCGAAGGGGGCUGUAGCAUUUAUUGGAUGCAGUCGCUAUGCUACUGCACGCCCAUGAAUAUUCACGGCUCCCCCCUUCAUUGGGGAUCGUUGCAUGUGGUGUGCUGACUGUUUGAUGGCCGACAUUUGCGUCGUUCAUGGCUGCAAUCUCAUAACGUGCGUUGGAUGUUGGCGUUAUGAUUGCUCGGCCAUCUGACGCACCGACCCCGGUGUUGGGAAAAGUGUUCACCUGUACGCUCCCCGCAUGGCUUGUUACUCCGCCUAGACGAAGUCUUAGCACCGAGUAUGGAAGGGCAAGAUCAUUGCACUUGUUAAUGGACUGGGGACCAGUAAACCAUGACCCAAGCAUCUCGCGGCUCACGCGGUUGUUACCUCUAGCGAGUAUUUCGGCCUCGUCGAAUUUGAAUGUGCGGCCGAAUCUCGUCGAAUGAGCCGCAACUUGAAAGCUGGCGUCAUUUCGCCGCACCGCUGCAGCGUGCUCGGCCAUUCGCGUUCGGAUCUGUCUUCCGGUUUCUCCGACGUAGCUGCUUUGUCCGCAACUGCAUCAGAUCCGAUAAACGACUCCAGACGUUUCUUGCCGUGGCAGCGGGUCUUUUCGUUUCAUUACCCGACGCUUGAUGGUUGCCUUCUGUCUGUGUUCAACUCCAACCUCAAGUGGUGCGAGAAGGCGGUUGACAGCUUCCGAAACGUUCUUGACAUACCUAAGCGCUCGCCAAAAUUUGGUGUCGGUGCAGUUAGGCCUUUCGUCCCUUAUGCGUAUGCACCGGUUGACGAAGUUGCGCGGGUAGCCAUUGGCUUUGAAAACCCAUCGGAAGUAUUGCAGUUCGGCAAUUAAUAACGCAAAUGUCGGCCAUCAAACAGUCAGCACACCACGUGCAACGAUCCCUAAUGAAGGGGGGAGCCGUGAAUAUACAUGGGCGUGCGGUAGCAUGGCGACUGCAUCCAAUAAAUGCUACAGCCCCUUGUGCAUGAACCACUUGUAUCUGCUUUUGUCUCUAAAGAUGGGUUCGAGCAGGAAUCCGAAACGUCAGGCUAAUAAAGCUCUUGUCCCAGCGAUCGCUUCCAUCUCCAAGACUGUUUCCUAGGACUCGUCUCUUCGCUUUUAUUUAUUAUCAUUUUCGUACUUUUCACCUACCAGUGAGUCUUCAUUAAUCGUGAAUGGCUGCAUUAAUUUUUGACAUUAUUGGUGUUAUGGUUACUUAAUUCAGGUAAGAAUCACUUAACUUAACUGCUAACACAGUACGACAAUUUAGCCUUCGCGAACGACCAUGUCAACCGCGUGUCCCACAGAGAAAUUGAUGCAGUGACUGAGUUUUGUGAGUGAAUUCACUCAUGGUGAUAGUGGACUUGCGCUACACCUACCGCACUAUCCUUCCUAACCCACCUAAUUUCGGCGUCAAGGCCAUGAAGGCCUGAGGUGGGAAUGGGCGCACUGGCGGACAAAGAUAAACAGCCCGUCUGCGCGUGCCAUACACGCGCCAGGUGGACCAGCGUUUCGCAGGGGAGUGACAGCUCGGAUCCCAUCUGGGUGGAAAUGCCACAGAGGUAAUAGCCUGAAUCUCCACACUGAGAGGCAAACCGAGCUAUCCUGUUAGCUGGCAGCAUUUAGAGCGCCGUGAUAGUUUAAAAGCGCGCCAGAUUGCUUAUAGUGAGUAACGUGCGCUGGGUACCGUGGAGAAGAAGGCCUCAGAGUCGACCGCACUCUUUUUUCCACAUCACAGACAGCAGUCCACCGUCCGAGCCGGUCAGCUUUCUGGUGCGGGUAUUGAGCACAGGUGGGACGGCGCCUAGGCGUGCCACCCCCCACAAGCGUUACAUUUGUUACUGGUACGCAGUCCGAAAAACGCGUGUUGUGCCCUAAUCUAGCUCCCGUGUUUGUCCAGCGUAUCUCCAACGUGGCCUGUUGUAGGGGGGUAACGGUAACAAAAUUCAGACUACUAACACAGCAUUGGUCAUAUUCAAACCGUUUAAAUAGCUUCGCUUUCCCUUUUUCUAUUUUUUACUGUCGCUCUUUUAUUUUACAAUCGUCAAGCUCACGACGACGACGACGACCACCACCACCACCCUGUUCCAAUGCUGAAUGUCCAUCCUGAGUGAACAUAAAUAGUUUCGGCACUCCCGCGUACAUUUGUAAAUAUGAUCUCCAUUUUUUACGUGUCGCCGGUGCGCCAAUCAAAACCUCGCUUUUCCUCGUCUUGUUACUACUACUACUACUACUGCUACUGCUACUACUACUACUACUACUACUACUACUACUACUACUACUACUACUACUACUACCACUACUACUACUACCACCACUACUACUACUACUACUGCCAUCUACACUACUACUGCCAUCUACACUACUACUGCCUUCUCUUUUUCCUCUGUUUCCUCGACACCAACACCAUUGCAACCGCAAAAAUCGGAUGCAAUUGGUCGUUCGUGACAGUUCGACCGUCGAUUUCGACGAUUUCCACCGUGUGGUACACAGUUAAGUGCAGCAGACACGGCGACUUGCGCAUGAAUUAGUGACAGUGGACUUGCGCAGCAUCCACCACACUCUCUACUCUCCACUCCCCACCUCGACCCGGUGUAAAGACAGAGGCAAGAAGACUGGAAGUGGAGGAGGGAGCAGGUGGAUGGCACGGUCGAGCCCGCACCUAGGCGUGCCACCAAACCCCAUGGUCCACAACAUACACUUGACCAGGAAUUUUCACCAAUAACAACAGCAAUACCCCAACAGGGGGUCAGAAGGACGAUGAUGAUGACUGGGCAGCCAUGCCUACCACCUGUACACUCACCAGGAGCGCAAACGCAUUUACCGGCAGGGAACUAGGAGCCAGGGAACUGCCAUCGCAUACCAGGCUGCGAGGGCCAUGCUUUGCUGAUAUUGGCAUAGCACACGCCUUCAGACUUUUUGACUAACUAGUUGUUAGUAGGAGGCAAACAAAUACCCUGAUUAAGCCCCCCCCCCACAAUGCGCACACAGACGAGUAACUUCUACUGCAUUGCUUUUAAUGUCCGCAGGCUAACACCGGUUGGCGUCUGCUUCAUGGUGGCCUCCUCAGUGGCCUCCCGUACGGACAUCCAGUCGGACUUUGUGCAGCUGGGUCUCUUCAUUGCCACUGUUCUCACCGGACUGGCCAUUCAUUUCAUCCUCAUCGUGGUCAUUUUGUUGGCCGCCAGCGGAAAGAACCCCUUCCGCUUGCUGAAGUACAGUGUCGAACCCUACCUCAUCUCCUUUGCAACCACAAGCCCGUAAGUCUUCCACGGAUCUUUUCCCUUCUCCUGCCAACAAAAGCAUUUUUUGUCUGAGAAGAGAAAGGAGACUGUGGUGGUCCUAUCCCGAGCGCCCGUCUCAACGCUGGACCUCUCGCGAGUGUCUGUAAGUACGCACCAGGGCUGUUGGGCGUUAGCCCAGUCGGCUUUUCAACUGGCCAAUCAGAUUAAAGGCCGAGUCAGACGUGUCCUGGCUUAAGACACUUUGACGCAUGCCCUGGCGACACUGGGGUCGCCGCUCUUCCGACACCGAGCGUACCCUCACCCGGCUGUUAACUCCCUCCGACCCCUUCUCCUGUUAUUCUGUGUAGAACACAUCAACCUCUCAACUAGCGCCCACCUUUUUCCAUUGGGGACCGUGCCUGAAGGUCGUGCUAGCCGGGGUCUCGCCCACGGCUUGGGCUUCAGCGAUAAGAUCUCUGGAGGGUGUUUUAUAGCCGUUGGGAGUUAAAAGCAGCUGGAUCUGCUGUCAGAUCCUGUGGUCCACAAAGGUGCACCCGACUUGCAUAUGGCUGCCCGAUUUGGUGGCUCCGCACUAUCUAUCGUCCCUGGUCUUCAGAUGGCUGGGGUGAUGGUCCGGUUGUCAGCUCAUUCUUGUAUUUGAUCUAAGUCGUUUGUAGGUUGGAGUCCCUUGCAUGCUGUCUUCGCAUCCCCUCCCCGCCGUACCGAGCGUCAAACCUGGCGUUUGUAUCAGCACUCCGCCGGAGGUGUCAGUCGACUGAUUUGUGCUAAAUUAGCCCAGAUCAGACCAUUUAACGUCUUUUCCCCCAGAAGAAUGCUGAUUUCCUAAAAAUAUGUUUGUGUGUGUGUGGGAUAUUUCGAUGUGAUCGGAAAUUUUUAGAGUUACAAAUACUGGGCUAGAUACACCGCAAAUUAUGAAUGUAUAUGCCAUAGGCCUGGCGCUUAUGGAUCUGCUUGCUAGUUUUGUGCUAUGGUCGGUUGAAGAUGUCAUGAACGAGAUUGUUAGCACAGUCCUUCUUGUCUUUGUCGAUUUGCUUUCACCAUUCUCCGUUUUGCGGCCUGGUGGAUGUCCGCUAUAUGACCGGUGUCAGCUCUCAUUUGCUCUCGGAAGUAAAACAUAUCGCCUAGUCUUUAGACAUAGGGGAGUGAGUAUCCGGGCAAUUUCGACAUUUAGAUGUUCGAUUUUUCGAGAUCAAUGCAAUCACUGCUACGACGAAAGAUUUACACAGCGACCAAAAAAGCAGACUUAGACGACAUAUUGCGCUAAUGUAAAUAUUCACCAUAAUUAACGUCUUCUACGGGAAACCAGCGAAAUCCUGGUCCACAAUAUCGUCCCCCAAUGACUAAGGGCAGAUCAGCAGAUUUGUUUAGACGCCUAAAGAUGCCGACGCGAACACCUUUGGGGCUAUGGUACAGUCCGCCUUUACACAUGUCUAGAAAUCGGACGAGAUAGGGGACUUCAUUUGGCAGUAAGUGCUCUCACUGGCAAUGUCGCACAAGCUAGCAGAACAAGACACCCGCCAGGUAUUACAAGCUAGUAGAAACGACGUGGCACUACUAACAGAACUAGUGUUGUCGGCGGUUGAACCGAAGAAGGCUAAAUACUUUAAAAAGGCCAAGAAUAAACCAGCUGUUUGGCUAAUAGGCGUAAUCUGUGGAAUACUCGAUAGUCUGACCCUACAGCAGGGUGAGCUCAAGCACGGUGUCUUGCGUAUCACAGUCUAAUUCUCAAAGCUUUUAUCUUAUUUCCGUCCGUCUGCUUCCUUUUACAGGGCCGUUGCCAUUGGAGAGAUGUACGAUGGCCUGGACCGGUACGGAGUGAGCCCCCUAAUCUCCCGCUUCACCACACCUCUCUGCUCGGCCAUGAAGGGUGAUGGGCCGGCCAUCUUCAUAACUUCCGCUGUCCUCUUUGUCGCUCAGCAAGCCGACGCCAAUCUUGACGUGGGGCAGGUCCUAGUUGUCCUGUAAGUGGCCCCAGAAUGAAGACGGGAUGUCCGAUUUUUUAUUCUCCUCCUCCUCCCCCCUCCUCCCCACUUCCUCUCCCUCUUCCUCUCCCUCUUCCUCCCCAUUCAUCUUCUCCUCCUCCUCCUCCUUCCCCUCCUCAUGCCCUUCCUACUCCUCCUGCCUCAUCAUCCCAACCGCAGUCCCCUGUUUUUACAGCUGCUAUGACAGAUGGGAGGACAACUUUCCGGAGCCUGUCACGGAAUGGCUGUUAAAUGUAAAUAAUCAAAGCUAGAUAGCUGGGCCCGAAGCUGUCCACACUCCUUACUGGUGGGAAAAACACUGCAGUUGAGACUGCCUGCUGUAAGACCGACGUUGUCACGCCAUCGCAACGUCGUACCAAGUCCGUCCAUGGCACAGUUUGGAAGGCCUAUCUAUUCUUACGAAUGGAUGCAGCCCUACCCAUUAUACACAGAACCAUCUGUCUUGUAAGACAAACCCACGGCAGUUGACCCUGUAGCUCUAACUAUCUUAAAUCCCCUGCUAGCAAUCAUUCUGUAGUGGGCCUAUCGCUGUCGAUGUUUGCUUCCUUCACAAACGGAUGGCAUGCUGCGGAGAGUUCUGGCCUUUAAAAUGUAUCAGGUCAGUUUGAAAAGGUCUUACCGUCAAAGGCAAGAGUGCCUACAGUCGCCACAGUCCGCAGACAAUCAUACCCAUUCCCAGGUGUGGCGUUUGAACUCGCAUCCGAUUGGUGCGCGAGCUGAACGCUGUGCCAGGCGACCAGGGGUUCACGCUUUGCCAACCGCGACCGGAAAGGUUCAAGGCCACAUGAGUGCGACGUUUUCUGAUCGAGCCACUUUGCGAGAGAAAAUGUGGAGCGGGAGGGGGGGGGGGAAAGGAGUGAUGUUUUACAGCGGUGUUACCUCCGAGGGCCCUCGCGGACUUUCGUUGGACAAGGAGUAUUUAACACUGAAGCAGGGAGCUUAAGCACCAUCACCCGAACACUCCUAAGCGUCGAAUGUUCUCUCAGUGCAAGGAACAUUUUUACCGCAACCCGUAUACACAACGGGUGCCACAUUGGCCGAUCGAGCACCUCGAUACAAGCGAAGAUGCGAGUUCCAGGAACUAGUUGAUAAGAAAUGGAAGCGAUCGCUGGAACAAGGGCCUUAUUCGCCUGACGUUUCGGAUUCUCACUUGGACCCAUCAUCUGAGACAGUGAAAGAAACGAUGCGAUUCUGACGAUGCCAAACGGAGGCUUUGCAACAGGCUAAUUUUUACGGUGCAAAAAUUCGCUCUGAAUUUGCUUACUGACUUCAGUCUGCACAGCAGAUGGUCAUCUGUUUUCUGGUGCAAAUGACAUAAAAGUCACCCAUGCGUCGGUAUACGCACCGUCCACUACAACUUUUGAGGGCGUCUGCCAGUCAGCUCGCCAGCUCUGAAACACCACCAGCGUCAGCAUUCUCCAUGAAGUACUCCCCACCGCCUGCUCUGAUGUCGCAGUAUUAUAUCAGGAGGUGUAUUUCUCAGCCCCUUCUCCAUGUGGCUCAUCUGAUGAAGGCGUGAUCCGAGCCUGAGACGAUUACGCUGCGCCAGAUGCCCUGGCUUGGAAAGUUGCCAACUGACGCCUCAACUCAGCCCUCGCAGUCAGCCUGGUUGCGCGUGUUUGUAUGCUAAGAAGCCGGCCGGUGGUCUGAGAGUUAAGCUGCAAUGGCUCCUUACUUUGACCUCUAUGGCAUUCUCAGUCCGUGGGAUUCCAGCGGGGUAUUGCGCACGCCUAGAGGCGACUCCGGUUGCGCCAGUCGUCGCUCCUGCUGCUGUUAGUUAGAAUCCUGUUCAAUUGGUUGUUGUGGACUACAGCGUGUGGUGUCACGCCUGCGUGCGCGUCCGGUCUCGCCCUCCUGACUGUGUCUUGACACCGGGCCCAGGUUUGGGGAUAGGGACGAGAGAGUGCGGUAGACGCAACGCUAGUCUACCAUCGCUACAACAGAAAUCCCGUGCAAGUCGCCGUGCCUGCUCUCACCCUACUGCAGAGCACACGGUUCAACUGUCGCGUUAGUGCCUGCUGAGGACUUCACUCGAUUCGGCAGUCCGACAUUGCUGGCAAUGAAGCACAUCAGCAACCUCUGAUGCUAGGAGCAUUCACGCUACCGCUAGCCUUUGUUAUACGACAGAGCACUCCUACUGCACUGCCUUCACGGAGUGUCUUGUCGAUAAGCGCUUUAAGUGCUCAACUUAGUUUCUCCUUUUUUUUCAGGUUUCUGACAUUCGCGUCCUCAUUAGCCGUGCCAAACAUUCCCAGCGCCAGCAUGGUCCUCGUGGUCACUGUGCUCUCCUCUGUCGGCGUUCCCACCGAGGGCGCUGGGUUGCUCUUUGCCAUGGAAUGGUUCCUGUAAGCAAAUGGAUUUUAUUUUGUCUCCUAUGAAAUUAUUUUAUGCAUGAGGGGAGGCUUCUGUCUUUAAAGCAGGCCUUUUAAGCGUCCGCCAGGGCGACCCACACAUGCGCACAAACUAUCGCUAGACCAUGGUAGGGGGGGAUGCUCAUCGAUCGUUCUUACGGAACUCACUCGUUCCUUUGUGCCUUACGGGUUCUCUCACGAGCCCAACCAGCAGCCGCACAACGGCGCCUGAUAUAGGCAGUAUGGUAUUACUGAUUAAGACAAGAGAGACUGGAAUGACCAUGUCUGGCUUAUUAUCCGUCGUCAGCCAGCCAUACCCAACCCCGAAGUGUGGAACACCCGAGGCUCGAACUCGCGACCUGUUAGGUAGAAGUCCUUGCCUCUAACCACUGGGCCACGAGCCCGUUGUCCUGUCGGACUAACACGGCAUUGUUCAUGUUUUAAUAGCUUCGCUUUUCCUAGUCUAUAAAUACCAUAUCGCUAGACCUCCUGGAAAUGUCGGCCUAGGUCGGGAUUCACUGUGUAUCUGAGCCCACAGAGUAGACAUUUUUAUGAUCGAUAUAGUCAGUAUGCCCUCCUUAGAAAGUAAGUGCCCGAAUGUAUCAAUUUUUUGGUUAGUCUCAAGUUAGCAUUCGUGCUGUUGAGGUUGACCAGUUAGCUUAGGGCCGAUAAGAUCUUACAUAAUACUACAACUGGGAAACUGAACUCAACCGGUUCUCUAUAUUCUGGUUCCCUCUUGCCUAAUGUUUUAGCAGACGCAUCAAAAUGUCCGAGAUUUCGAGCUCGAAUUCACAAAAGAAGGAGCGAUUCCUUGAAAACGCGGCGCGAUCUUUGGGUGUUUUUUCCAAAUUUGAACUGUAGUUAUUUGAAGCAAACCUUACUGUGGAUAACUUGUAACAGAAGCCAACUUCGUCCUCUUGUAGGGAUCGUUGUCGCUCGGGAAGUGGCGGUCUCUCCAUCAUGUACAUUGCAGCGACAACGCAGGCCAUCUACGACCGUACAAAAAAGCAUGAAAAGGAGACGGAACCGGAGGACGCUGCAUCAGGAUCUGUCGGGAGCGAUAAGGAGAAUUUGCCCGUAUAG